This is a messenger RNA of Aspergillus mulundensis, 2643 nucleotides long. It is a transcript of the gene ysh1, whose product is annotated as cleavage polyadenylation factor subunit YSH1. Gene Ontology annotation, molecular function: 5'-3' exonuclease activity; RNA endonuclease activity; RNA binding. The transcript has 5 exons. NCBI's taxonomy places the organism in Eukaryota, Fungi, Ascomycota, Eurotiomycetes, Eurotiales, Aspergillaceae. Gene Ontology annotation, biological process: mRNA 3'-end processing by stem-loop binding and cleavage. The record is from RefSeq and is a predicted model, not a curated record. Gene Ontology annotation, cellular component: mRNA cleavage and polyadenylation specificity factor complex. The coding region runs from base 1 to 2643 and encodes 880 amino acids.
AUGGCGGCGAAGCGAAAAGCUGCGGCGAUGAACGCCGUCGACGACGAGCCCGUUGACCCGUCGGACGAACUGGCGUUUUAUUGCUUAGGUGGUGGUAAUGAGGUUGGACGGUCGUGUCAUAUCAUUCAAUAUAAGGGGAAGACUGUUAUGCUCGAUGCCGGCAUGCACCCUGCGAAAGAAGGAUUCUCGGCGCUUCCCUUUUUCGACGAAUUCGACCUGAGCACGGUGGAUAUACUUUUGAUCAGCCACUUCCACGUCGACCAUUCAUCCGCCCUUCCAUAUGUCCUCAGCAAAACGAACUUCAAAGGCCGUGUUUUCAUGACGCAUGCCACGAAGGCUAUCUACAAAUGGUUGAUCCAGGAUAAUGUGCGAGUCAACAACACUGCCUCGUCAUCGGACCAGCGGACUACUCUAUAUACGGAGCAUGACCACCUGUCGACGCUGCCGUUGAUCGAGACCAUCGAUUUCAACACGACUCACACCAUAAACAGUAUCCGCAUCACCCCUUUCCCAGCGGGCCACGUGCUUGGAGCUGCUAUGUUCCUGGUAUCAAUUGCGGGCUUGAACAUUCUGUUUACAGGCGACUAUUCUCGUGAGGAAGAUCGUCAUCUUAUCCCUGCGACGGUGCCCCGAGGUGUGAAGAUUGAUGUCCUCAUAACCGAAUCAACGUUUGGAAUCUCCUCCAACCCGCCUCGACUCGAACGUGAGGCUGCCCUCAUGAAGUCCAUAACGGGGGUACUUAAUCGCGGUGGUCGAGUUCUGAUGCCAGUUUUUGCGCUCGGUCGUGCGCAGGAGCUGCUACUUAUUCUUGAUGAAUAUUGGGAAACGCACCCCGAGCUGCAAAAGAUCCCCAUUUACUACAUUGGUAAUACAGCGCGAAGGUGCAUGGUUGUCUACCAGACAUACAUCGGAGCGAUGAACGAUAAUAUCAAACGUCUCUUCCGCCAACGGAUGGCCGAAGCUGAGGCUAGCGGCGAUAAAAGUGUCAGCGCCGGCCCCUGGGACUUUAGGUUCGUCCGCAGUCUGCGCAGUCUCGAACGAUUUGACGACGUUGGAGGUUGUGUCAUGCUAGCAUCGCCAGGUAUGCUACAAACAGGUACGAGUCGAGAGCUUUUGGAGCGAUGGGCGCCAAACGAGCGAAAUGGCGUUGUCAUGACGGGUUACAGCGUGGAGGGCACGAUGGCCAAACAGCUGCUCAAUGAACCAGACCAAAUCCAUGCCGUGAUGUCACGGGCAGCCACUAGCAUGGGUAGGACACGCAUGAACGGCAACGACGAGGAGCAGAAGAUCAUGAUCCCGCGUCGAUGCACUGUCGAUGAAGUAUCGUUUGCGGCCCACGUUGACGGCGUCGAAAACCGGAACUUCAUUGAAGAAGUAUCCGCCCCUGUCGUAAUCCUAGUCCACGGCGAAAAACACCAAAUGAUGCGUUUGAAGUCGAAACUCCUGAGUCUGAACGCUGACAAGACAGUCAAGGUCAAAGUCUACACGCCAGCUAACUGCGACGAAGUCCGAAUUCCUUUCCGAAAGGACAAGAUCGCCAAGGUCGUCGGAAAACUGGCGCAAACAGCACUACCUUCCGAGGACGCAGACGGAGACGGACCGCUUAUGGCAGGUGUCCUCGUCCAGAAUGGCUUCGACCUGUCGCUCAUGGCUCCGGAUGAUCUCCGCGAGUACGCGGGUCUGGAGACUACCACAAUAACCUGCAAGCAGCAUAUCACUCUCAGCUCCGCUAGCAUGGAUCUGAUCAAAUGGGCACUGGAGGGUACAUUCGGAGCCAUUGAGGAGAUCGGCAGCGAUCAAGACGCGAAGAAGGAAGAUCAAGAAGAACAAGAUAUGAAAGAGGAUGUUGAUGAGGAGAUCCCCAUGGAGAAGCCCCAAACAUACCUCGUCAUGGGCUGCGUUGUAAUCAGAUACCACCCUCGCACCCGCGAGGUCGAGCUCCAAUGGGAAGGAAACAUGAUGAACGACGGCGUCGCCGACGCAGUCAUGGCCGUUCUCCUUACCGUUGAAAGCAGCCCAGCAUCCGUGAAACAAUCCGCCAAGCACAACAAACACCACCACCACCACCACCAUCACGACGACACCGACACCGACACCGACACCGACACCCUCGACACCCUCAACCUCCUCAACCCGCACGCCGCGCAAGACGCAGAAGAACGCUUCGCGCGCCUCCUAAUGAUGCUCGAAGCCCAAUUCGGCUCGGACAUUGCCCCCAUCGAGCGUCCCCGCCUCCCAUCCACAAACGCAAUUGCAAACGACGACUCAACUCCAGCGAAAUCCGACUCCGAGCAGUCCGAGGAAUCGAAAGCCACAGACCCAGGCACCCUAUCCAAAUUCGAGCUCGCAGAGCUCGCCCGUCUCCAAGCCCUGGGCAUCCCGGUCCCGGGUAUCGAGAUCAAGGUCGAUAAGCAUGUUGCGCGGGUCUGGCUGGAGGACUUGGAGGUUGAGUGUGCGAAUGCGGUGCUGAGGGAUCGCGUGCGGGUUGUCAUUGAGCGCGCUGUUGAGACGGUCGCGAGUAUGUGGUCUGUUGGAAAGGCGGCUUCAAAGGCUGUUGCGAAUGGGAAUGGGGGAGCAAAGGGGAUUGCCGGUGCGGAUGAGGGUGUGUCGAAGCCGGGUUUGGAGGUUGAAGCGAAGGCUUAG